UUCAGUUUCAUUUUAGUAUUCGAUCUUAAAGGAUUAUAUGCCCUUUAAUUUUGCUUGUUUUCAGUGGUGAAGAAAUAAAUUAUUCACAAAAUGCAGAUUUUCCAGAAAGGACUUUGAAUUGAAGAACGCUCUUAAUAUUUGACAAGCAUUGUCAUCUGUGAUGAAGAUCAUCGUGAAACAGAAGAUUGAGUUGGGCCUUGUAACUUUGGACCUGGAUUAGAAAUUUAGAACAGAGAGUUAAAAUUAGUCACUUUUUUGUAUUCCAAUUUCAUAUUAUUUAUUUAUUUUAAUAAGUAGGUUUAGAGUGAAGAAAUUAAAAUUCAUUGCUAUACCAGAGGAUGGAAUAAUAUUUGUUCUGGUAUUUUUUUUCCUUUUUGUAUGAAGAGAAGAGAGUAGAUAGCCAAGAGCUAUAGCAUUCAUAAUGAAAUACACUAAAUGCAAUUUUAUGAUGUCAGUUCUUGGCAUUAUAAUCUAUGUAGCUGAUUUAAUUGUGGACAUCUGGGUAUCUGUCAGGUUUUUCCACGAAGGACAGUAUAUUUUUGGUAUUUUAACAUUCAGCUUUAUGCUUUUUGGAACACUUGUGGUCCAGUGUUUUAGUUAUUCUUGGUUCAAGGCUGAUUUAAACAAAGCAGGCCAAGAAAUUCAGCAUUGCUUUCUUCUACUUCAUUGCUUACAAGGAGGAGUUUUUACAAGGUAUUGGUUUGCCUUGAAAAAGGGUUACCAUGUGGCUUUCAAAUGUAAUAGCAAAACGAAUAGCUUCACCAAAGAGCAAAUUGAUCAACAUAAAGAAGUUAUAGAUAGAGUGACUGAUUUGAGCAUGCUCAGGCUAUUUGAGACCUACCUGGAAGGCUGCCCACAACUUCUUCUUCAGCUCUAUAUCUUUCUGGAACAUGGACAAGCAAAUUUUAGUCAGUAUGCAGCUAUCAUGCUUUCUUGCUGUGCCAUUUCUUGGUCAACUGUUGAUUUUCAAAUAGCUUUAAGAAAAUCCUUGCCUGAUAAAAAUCUCCUUAAUGGAUUCUGUCCCAAAGCCACCUAUCUCUUUUACAAGUUGUUUACAUUAUUGUCUUGGAUGCUUAGUGUUGUACUUCUAUUGUUUGUAAAUGAUAAGGUUGGAUUAUUUAUGUUGUUAUUACUUUGGAUUGUAGGUUUAAUAUGGGCAUGUAAAGAACAAACUCAGUUUUGUAAUUCCAAAAGUAUGGAAUUCUUAUAUAGAAUUGUUGUUGGAUUUAUUCUUGUCUUUACAUUUUUUAAUAUUAAGGGACAUAAUACUAAAUGCCCAAUGUCUUUUUAUUAUGUUGUAAGAGUGCUGACCACACUGGGUAUAUUGAUUGGGUUCUGGGUUUAUCCACUUUCUAUUUUUAAUUCAGAUUACUUUGUACCUAUCAGUAUCACUUUAGUUCUUUCUCUUCUCCUUGGGAUUAUUUUUCUUAUAGUUUAUUAUGGGGUUUUUCACCCAAAUAGAAGUGAAGAAACAAAAUAUGAUGAAACUGAUGGAAGAUAUGUUCAAAGAGAUUGUAGAAUGAAGUAUUUCCUAAUGGAAUAAGCUAUUAAUUUAUAAGAUAUGUUUUAUUGUUAUUUGUUUCAUUGGUUAGU
Messenger RNA from Marmota monax (woodchuck), 1593 nucleotides. RefSeq names its product XK related 9 (gene Xkr9). The transcript has 4 exons. NCBI's taxonomy places the organism in Eukaryota, Metazoa, Chordata, Mammalia, Rodentia, Sciuridae. Gene Ontology annotation, biological process: phosphatidylserine exposure on apoptotic cell surface; engulfment of apoptotic cell; apoptotic process involved in development. The record is from RefSeq and is a predicted model, not a curated record. The coding region runs from base 422 to 1543 and encodes 373 amino acids. Gene Ontology annotation, cellular component: plasma membrane.